Molecule: messenger RNA, 2863 nt
Organism: Chara braunii
Lineage: Eukaryota; Viridiplantae; Streptophyta; Charophyceae; Charales; Characeae
Source: the annotation of a GenBank genome assembly
UGACUUCGUUUGUGUCACGGUCGAUGAAAAUGUAUUCAGAGUCCAAACCGACUGGCUGAUGGAUCACGCGGUUUCCAUUUUCUUCAAUGAUGAAGCCUCCAACCUGCCAGUACAAGUCAAAAACAGCCGCCACUUCCACAAGGAAACGGAUGUCGACUGCCCGGCAAGAUCGAAGGACAAAACUGGAUCCAAGAGUAAAACCUCAGAUGGGAAGAAGAGGAGUGAUGGUGAUGAGGAUGGGGAUGGAAGGGGGGGUACGGAAAAGAAGGCAGAAGGAAAAAGUGACAACAAGGGAGAUCAGGGAGGAGAGAAAUGGGUGAAGGUCUCCGUUAAGAAAGUAAGGGGAGGGACUGAAGGGGAGAAAAGAGACCCAAAAGGGAAGGGAAAGAAAGGAAAGCGACGAAGGCAACCCUCCUACAAAGAGGUGCUAAAAGGAGACGCAGCAGUUGAUCAUGACAGAACAGGAACUGGAACAGAAAAGAUUGUGGCAGGAGACAAGGGAGAGAAGGAGGAGGAGAAGGAGCUGGAGAGGAAGGGUAAGACUACUGAGGAUGGGGAGAACAACAACGAGGGGAGUAAGUUAUUGGGGGAGAAGAGCGAGCAGGAGGAUCAAAAAGGGAUGGGAGGGGAGGGCUCUAUCCCAAAGGACGUUGCAAUGAGAGAAAAGUCCCCUGACCCAGAAUUCCGGGAGGAAGAUGAAAACACAGAAUUGAAGGAUCCGAGGGUCACAAGAAAACACAGGGAAGAAAGAAGUCCAGCGAAAGAUAAAGGAACGAAAGACGAAGAGGAGGAAGAGCUGGAGCUAGAAGAAUCCGAGUGGGAGACCUCGGCGGAGGAGGCAGAACAAACGGACGCUCAGGCAGAGGAUCUCGAGGCGGCGCGCAAAAGAGAAGAGAUUGCGGCCGGAAAGCGACAAUUGGAAUUCGCCAGCGGAGCAAAUCUGCAAAUCGCCGAUGAUCCGACCCGAGAUCCGGAGUUCGGGACCAGGUUUGGCACCAGGGGGUUCGGGACCAGGAGGUUCAGGACCAGGUUUGGCACCAGGGAGUUCGGGACCAGGUUUGGCACCUGGGGAUUCGGGACCAGGAGGUUCGGGACCAGGUUUGGCACCAGGGGGUUCGGGACCAGGCUUGGCAUCAGGUUCGGGAUCUCAAGUUCCAUCCAGAUCGGAGAGCGAUUUGUGAAGAUGGGUGUGACUUCAAGCAGGCCUGAAGAAAUCGCAGCCCUGGCUCAAUCGCUUGGGAGAAAUUACAGACCCCCUCUGGGCCCGCCAAGAAAAGGGAAUUGCUUGGUAUAUUUCGAUAUUCGAAUGGGAAGAUUCGGGGAUGGGAUCCCGAUCGGCAGAAUUGUAUUUGAGUUGAAGGAAGAUUUAGUGCCAAUCACGACAGAGAAUUUCAAGCAACUUUGUUUGAGGCCUCAGGGACAAGGUUACAGAGGCUCUCGCUUUCAUCGGAUAAUCCCUGGCUUCAUGUGUCAAGGUGGCGAUUUCACGCACGAUAAUGGAACAGGAGGAAGAUCUAUUUACGGGGGGCGGUUUAUUGACGAGAAUUUGGGUCUCCCACAUUGUGGGCCAGGUAUCUUAUCAAUGGCUAAUUCCGGCGCGAACACGAAUGGGUCUCAGUUCUUCAUUUGCCUUGCUCCUACCCCAUGGUUAAAUGGGAAGCAUGUCGUCUUUGGGCAAGUGGUUGAAGGGUUCGGGGUUUUAAAGGCUAUGGAGACUUACGGUAGCAGAACCGGUGACACAACCCAGGAUAUCAUUAUCGGGGACUCUGGAGUUGUAGAAGAUUCUGCCUCAGCUCAGCUCUUAGCACAUGCGAAGAUGGAAUUGCGAACGUUAGGCGGCUCCCGCGGCUCUAAAGUGCAUUCAACUGAUCGAAGGGCAGCGGCUGCACCAAAGGUUGCUCUCAUGAGGCUGAACAGAGUCCAUAGAAUCCCCAGAUCAUCAUUGAAGCUACAAUGUGAGGCCGCUUCAUUAUGUACAGGGUCCUCGCCGCUUAGUGAUGGUAAUCCAAGACGUGCGAUCAUCAUAAAUUAUCAUGAACAAUAUUUGCCUGCUGCUGCAAAGGUGUAGUAGAUGAGGCUAUGCGCUUGAUUUUGCUUGUGAGAGACGAGACAUGACACUACACUUUGUUCGACAGUAGACUCAUGCGGGGGUAGCUGUGUAUAACUGGGGCUCCUGAAGUUUGCAGUCCUCGUUUUUAUGGACUGCCUGCUUCACCACAAAUAAACCUUGUCGACGUCUUCAAAUGAAGGCCUCAAGAACAAGGGCUUCCGUCUCGUGCUCAAGGCCAAACACACCGGUGUUGCAGUUCAGUGUAUCAAGGGAUAUUCACAAUAAGAGGGAUUAAUGGUUCUCCGGGCCAAGGCGAGGCAGGGGCCCAGCGCCUGCUCACAGGGGGGAAUGGAUUUCACACGUGUUCAAACACAAACACAGACACAGAGAGAGAGAGAGAGAGAGAGAGAGAGAAGGAAAAAUGAGAGUGUAAUUAGAAGACAGGAGGGUAGUGGAUUGAUUGCUGCGCUAUUGAGCUCUUACCUCAGCCAAGAGAGGUUUCGGUUCUCCGGUUGAUUUGAGACAGGUUUCCAGGUUGGUGGGUGAUGAUUUUUUUUGUGAUUUGGUCUGUUGGUUGUUGUGUGAUUUCACAAACCCAUUUAUGUACAUAAUUCCAGUUGGCGAUUGAAUUUUAUGAGAGCUUUGUACGGCGAUUGCAUUUUGAUGGACAUAAUUUUUUCUCUUUUUUCAAGUUUUUGGUGUAUAGUGAGGAAAUUGCACGUUUUUGUACGGUGGGUGAUGUACAUAGUUUUUUGUACGGUGGGUGAUGUACAUAGUUUUUUGUACGGUGGGUGAUAAAUUUUUCUCUUCGAG